AUGCCGGCGGCCUGCGCCGCCCGGGUCUUCCAGCUCACCCGCGAGCUCGGCCACCGGUCCGACGGCGAGACCAUCGAGUGGCUCCUCCAGCAGGCGGAGCCGGCGGUAAUCGCCGCCACCGGCACCGGAACCAUCCCGGCCAACCUCGCCUCGCUCAACAUCUCCGCCCGGAGCUCUGGCGCCACCCUCUCCGCCCCGUCCCACCUAAGGGGCGGCGCCGCCGCCUUCGGGGGUCUCCAGACGGUGCCUUUCAGGGGCAGGGGCGAGGAUCCGUACUGGGAGAGGGCGCUCUUGUCCGGCCACGAGAAUCUGCUCAGCUUUUCCGGCGAGGCCGCCAAGCGGGAGCGGCGGCCGGAGGAGGAUCUCUCGGCCCAGAUGGGGGGCGGGUAUAUGGUGCAGUCCACGGCGGGUUCGAUUCCGACGACACAGGGGCAGACCCCGGCGACGGCGUUUCUGCAGGUGAUGGGCGGCGGCAGCGGCGGCGGCGGAGAGAUGUCCGGGUGGAGCUCCGGCGGGGGGCUGCAUUUUAUGAAUUUUCAGGCACCGGCGGUGGCUUUCUUGGCGGGGCAGCCGCAGGUUGCGGGCAGGGGAGGUGGCGGAGCGGCAGCCAACGGGCAGUUGAGCAUGCUGGCGGCGUUUAAUGGGUUUAGGGCGGUUUCCGGUGAUGGCGGGGCGGAGGAUGGCGGCGGCGGCGGCGGGAGCAGGAAUGGCCGGCUUGUUGAAGCACGAUCAAAUUUUGAUGAGUGA
Messenger RNA from Striga asiatica, 747 nucleotides. Lineage: Eukaryota; Viridiplantae; Streptophyta; Magnoliopsida; Lamiales; Orobanchaceae. The record is from the annotation of a GenBank genome assembly.